Messenger RNA from Triplophysa dalaica, 3349 nucleotides. It is a transcript of the gene shtn3, whose product is annotated as shootin 3. The record is from RefSeq and is a predicted model, not a curated record. NCBI's taxonomy places the organism in Eukaryota, Metazoa, Chordata, Actinopteri, Cypriniformes, Nemacheilidae.
GGCUGGUUCACACUCGCCGAGUCUGCUGUGUGGAUGGUAUGGAUGCUACCGGCUGUGUGAAAGAGAUGGAGGCCGGUAGAGCAGAAGAGGGAGAGGCUCGGGAGGACAGCAGCGAGUGCCAGAGACUGAAAGCAGAGAGAGAUGAAGCUGAAAGGCAACUCAAGCACAUUAAACGAGUUUCCCAAAUGGUCAUCGAGGAGGUAAACGUACUAACAACCCAGCUGGAGAUUGAGAAAUCCUGCCGGGAAAAUGCAGAGGCUCUGGCCACCAAGUUGAACUGUGAGAACAGAAAGCUGAAGUAUCUGAGUCUGUCAUCACGGCCAUGUCUGGACGAGCUGUUGCCCAGUAUUUCUGACUGCAUUUCUUUAGAAGAGGAGUCUGACCAACAGGAUACCAGCUCUGAUCCCUUCUCUCAGUACAAACAGCAGGUCAAAGAUCUUCAGGAAACAGUGAGUUCUCUGCUGGAUGAAAAGAAGCAGUGGACGUGUCAGCUUCAAGAGCAGAAGAGACAGAUAGAGGAUUUGACAGCACUUACUAAGGAGCAUUCCGAGAUGAAGGAGCUUUAUAAAACCAUUGAGCAGCAAACCAAGACCAUUAAGAGGUUCAACAGGGUGUCUAUGUUGGCCACUCAUGAGUAUGAGAAUAUGAAGGAGCAGCUGGAUUUGGAGCAGAACCUCAGGCAGAAAGCAGAGACCUAUGCACACGAGAUGCUGGUAAAGCAGAAACAAACAAACAGACAGAGCAUGAUUCUCAUGCAGCAGGCCGAUCCCAGCCUUCAGCUGCUUAAAGCUUUAGAAGAUGUGGCCAAUGUGACCAAAACACUGGAAGAAGAAAGACAACGGCACCAAGAGAAGGUCAAAGCUCUCGAGAGCGAGAUGGAUACAUGUGCUUUACGUAAGCAACUAGUUCAACUGCAGCGGCAACUUGAGAUAUUAGAGGAGGAAAAGAAAGAGACGGAAGAGCGACUGCAGGAGGAAGAUAAAAAAAACUGUGUGUUGGAGAAGAAAGUUAAAGAGCUGCAGGAGCCAAAGCGGAGCUGUGAUUCAGCAUCAUGCCCCUCCCCUGGGAUGGCUCCUCCCCCCGCCCCUCUUCCUCAACCUCCUCCACCUCCCCCACCCCCCCCUCCUCCGCCUCCCCCACCUCCUCCCUCCCGCUGCAACCCCAUCAGUUCUCUUAUUGCAAUAAUGAGAAAAUCUUCCAAGGGAGGAAAAGGAUCCCCCAAACCAGAGCAAGUCCCAGAGAAAGAAGCAGUGGAUGAUGUGAAAGUGAAAGCUGUCAAUGAAAUGAUGGAGAGAAUUAAACAUGGGGUGGUUCUCAGGCCUGUCAAAGGGCAGGACACUAAGCAGCAGAGUCCGGCAGCAGAGGAAAAGCCACAGGAGAGCGCAAUGGAUGAGCUGAAAGGCAUCCUGGAGACGGUGAAAAAGAGUCCUAGCCGUGGUUUCCAGGAGACAGUCCAUGUUAAAAAGGACACUGAACUGGAAGUGAUUCAGAGGAGACGCAAACAGGCCUGUGAUCCCAAAACAGAAGAUGAUGCCCAGCUGAGUAAAGUCUCCUCAUCCAACAGUCUGAACUGUCGACAAAGCUCUGACUCUGGUAAAGACUCUGACGUGCCGGGCAGCAGCUCUCUGUCAGGCAGCGAGCGUGGAUCUAGAACAAGCUCAGACUCGUGCCGAGAGGCAGCCGUGGCCCGACAGAUCUCCGAUUCUGGCACAGGGCCUAAAGCAACCAAUCAGCCAGACAUAGUCUGCAGCUCUCUCACUGAAAAAGAGACCAACGAGCCCCCAAAACCCAUCUCCAACGGAUGCUGUUCAGGGGAAGUGAAGGAUGACGAUCCAGAGAAAUGGGCAGGGUCUAACUGGAUUGACCACACAGCUGCAAGUGGCGAGCUGCAUGCCACCAUCUGCACUUCUGCACAAAGCCCCGACGCAGCACACAGUAGCACAGACGCUGACUGCUAACAGAAAGUUGCAUUGCAAGGACAGCUCAAUACUUCGCUCAAAAAACAUGAUUUCUACAUUUAUUUAUUCUAAAUUUAAAAAAAUCAAUUCAUAAUUAAACUAUAGCAAAAACAUUGCAUCAUUGCGGAUUUUGAAAGCAAAGUUUGUUACAAAAACUCACAUAAAAUGUGCGGCAUACACUUUACACUUAAGAUGAAUUCUGAGUUGUUAUGAUUUUGGAUUCAUAUUACAUUCAAAGAUUCAGCAGCUGAGCAACCAAGUAAACUUUUAAAGGUGAAGUAUUUAAAUGCCUUCGUCAUCAAAUAGAUUUUGCAAUUUAAAGCAUGCUUGCUCAAGCGGAGUUUGAGGUGAGAAUGUCUGUUUGUUCGACCAAUAAGAGAUGAAUAAUAUAUGAAAAACAAUAUCACAAAACUAUCCAGAGACAGAAUUACAGCAUUACACAUCAUGGAACCUUUGUUGUUAUAAAUGAAGGCCUUUAGGUUCCAGCUUAUCUAAAUUCACUAAAAGAUGCAAGUUAACGCCAUGCGUGUGUUUCUUAUUGACAAGAAUUUGGUUGUCUAUUCUGUCUACCUCUUUGAACACCCUUACAUCUCAUGGGAUGUAAUAUUGCACAUCCUACAGGUCAGAAAAAUAUAACAUCUUCAAAUAAUGGAGGGCUAUCCAACCACGUCUUCCAUUUGUCUCCAAAACAUUGCACUGCAUGAAUGCUCUGAGCAAACACACGGUUUGGCUUUGAAUGACACAGCUGCGCUAUCUUGAUUCAGACUGGACUCACUGAUGGGCUCCGAUGAAAUAAAAUCUGCAAAUUGUAAUGUUGUGACUGAAGAUCAGGCUGUCUUUAAAAUUUGUCUCAGUGGAUUAUAGUAAUUUAGUGUCCAUUGUUUUUCAUGGUACAAUGACAUCGUCCUGAUACUUGAUUUGACUAUAAUAUCGACAUGUAAUGCAAUUCAACUUUUUGAUGACUGCAACCACAUUUGACAUGGCCAAUAGAUGCAAAUGCAGAAUUGCUCGUUUCACUUGUACAAAAAUUCGAAUAAAAUAACUGUCUAUUUCUCUCUCACACCGUCAUCACAUCUGAAUCUGUUACUAUGGAAAAUAGGUUUACCUAAACCAUUUACAUUUUUUAAUGUAGAGACUUCCUUAACCGCUUCUUAAAGUCUCACCUCUUCUGGAAUGUGUUUCGGCCUUAUACUGUAUGCACCAUUUUAUACUUUCCAGCCUUUUUGGAGUGUAGGCUUGUUUUGUAUAUGUGAGAGAUGACUGAUCUGAUGUGAUGUUGAAAUGAGUGUGUUUUGAAGCUUAAAAACGGAGUGUACCUGUUUUUAUCUGAAGUGCUCGAGUUCAGACUUUAACCUUUUCAAGUCAACUGAAUAAACUUGUGAAGAAAUACA